Sitodiplosis mosellana (orange wheat blossom midge) is the source of this 1730-nucleotide messenger RNA. Its product is annotated as kynurenine aminotransferase-like. The transcript is spliced from 9 exons. The record is from RefSeq and is a predicted model, not a curated record. Bases 289 to 1587 code for a protein of 432 amino acids. NCBI's taxonomy places the organism in Eukaryota, Metazoa, Arthropoda, Insecta, Diptera, Cecidomyiidae. Gene Ontology annotation, biological process: biosynthetic process. Gene Ontology annotation, molecular function: L-kynurenine:2-oxoglutarate transaminase activity; pyridoxal phosphate binding. Gene Ontology annotation, cellular component: cytoplasm; mitochondrion.
CAAAAAUUGGUCGGUAUGAUCAUUAAGGCCUCUUAUCGUGGAUUCGUGUUCUGUAACAUUCUUCAUUAUCAAUGCAGAACUGAAUGAAUAGCAAUUCAGCAUUUUGCAAUAGAUUACAUGUGUGGCCGAUCAGAUUAAAACAAUUGGUAUGGUCUAUAAAAGGCAGAUAACGCUGCGCUGCUCUGUCUCACGCAAACAUCCAUUGCUGUUAAGCAAACUGUCAAAAGUCACAUCCAGAUUUACAUCGGUUAUUGUUAACUCAACAAGCAACAACGGUACCAACGACAAAUGUCUAGACGCUUCAUUCAAAUGUAUAAAACGUGUUUCGAUAAAUUUCGAUUGCCUAAGCGAUAUCAGGGCAGUACGCAGAGUGUUUGGAAUGAGUACACUCAGCUUUUCAUUGAAUAUCAACCACUGAGUUUGGCGCAUGGUUUUACAGAUUCUCCCGUGCCAAAGUAUAUCACAGACACUUUAGCAGCUACAGCAAAAAGUUCCAAUCACUUGCUAAAUCAGUACACACGAGACUCUGGUCAUCCACGUUUGGUUCACGCGUUGUCGGCGAUGUAUUCAAAAUUGAUUGAUCGCCAGAUUGAUCCAUUCAAUGAAAUUCUUGUAACAGCAGGUGCUUACGAAGGGCUUUAUGCUGCCAUUCAUAGUCAUAUCGAAGAUGGAGAUGAAUGUAUUGUUAUAGAACCAUCCUUUGAUUCAUAUGCACCGGUUGUGAAAAUGUGUGGCGGUGUUGUGCGUUACAUACCCCUUCGAAUGAAAAAUCCCAACAACGGCAUCAUUAGCUCAGGAGACUAUGUUCUCGAUGAUACUGAACUGGAGGAGGUAUUCAACAGUAAAACCAAAAUGAUCAUUAUCAAUACACCCAAUAAUCCAUUGGGAAAAGUUUUCAACAGAGCGGAAAUGACAAAAAUCGCCAAUUUGUGCAUAAAAUACAAUGUGCUUUGCGUCACCGAUGAAGUUUACGAGUGGAUGGUUUACGAUGACAACGAGCACGUCCGCAUUUGUUCACUGCCCGGCAUGUGGGAGCGCACAAUCACCAUUGGCUCGGCUGGUAAGGCGCUUGCAGUGACCGGCUGGAAGACGGGAUGGGCAUAUGGUCCAGCGAAUUUGAUAGCUCAUCUACAAAUCGUUCAUCAGAAUUGCGUUGGAACUAAUGUCACACCACUUCAAGAAGCAAUUUCCAUUGUCUUCGAAGAUGAGUUUAAACGCUUGGAAUCUCCAGAAUGCUAUUUUAAUACCUUGCGCCUAGAACUGCAAGCAAAGCGUGAUUUUAUGAUUAAUGUACUAAAAGAAGCGAAAAUGGAACCGAUCAUUCCGCAAGGCGGAUACUUUAUACUUGCUGAUUGGACUGCCCUAGAGGAUAAAGUUGAUUUAAGCAGUGAAACAGACCCGCAAAGAGAUUAUCGCUUCACCAAGUGGAUGAUAAAAAAUAUUGGACUUCAAGCAAUUCCACCGUCAGCCUUUUUCAAUGAGGAAAAUAAAAAACUCAUGGAGAAUUUCGUUCGUUUUUGUUUUGUUAGAAAAGAUGAGAACUUACAAAAAGCUGCUGAUAUAUUGAAAAACUGGACUAGCAAAUAGUAAUAAUGGAGUAUGUUUGCGUUUGGUAAAAGUUUACAGAAAAUUCUCUUUUGAAACAAACAAUAGAACUGUUUAAUGACUGAUCGAAGAUAAUCAUUUUGGUAAAUAAAAAAUAUAUAAACAUGUAUGAUUUCAUUCACGCA